Molecule: messenger RNA, 3129 nt
Organism: Malassezia pachydermatis
Lineage: Eukaryota; Fungi; Basidiomycota; Malasseziomycetes; Malasseziales; Malasseziaceae
Product: sensor histidine kinase response regulator
Exons: 1
Coding region: 1-3129 (1042 amino acids)
Biological process (GO): protein autophosphorylation; phosphorelay signal transduction system
Molecular function (GO): histidine phosphotransfer kinase activity; phosphorelay sensor kinase activity
Source: RefSeq, a predicted model, not a curated record
AUGGGACCUAAGCUUGGCGAGGAUUCAAAGGAUGCUGAUCACUUAGAUGCCUUGCGUCAGAAAGGACUCUUCCCUUUCAAGGUGGUAUCAGAGUGGACGCAUAGUUCUAGGCCUGAUAUAUUUCAAGAUGAGACUGGAUGGUCACAGUCUCUCUCUGCGCAUUCCCUUUAUCUUGAUGACGAACAGGCACUUGUGGUCCCCGACGUGAACAAGGACUGGCGUUUUGCCAAGAGUCCAUUCCGGCAAAGCUUUCAAUUCUUUGUCAGUGUGCCCCUAAAAGGAUUUAAUGGUGAGCUUAUCGGCGCAUUUUCUUUGGCAGAUAUUGAGAAGCGAGGGCCUGUGACAGCAACAGAUAUGAAAAAGAUCCUUGACCUCUCUGGUAUGGUCUCUGACGUUAUUCAGCUCUCGUUAAAUUCAGCGGAGCUUUCUCGUCGUGACCAAUUGAAGCGAAGCACCGAGUAUUUUCUCCAGCAUUUUCUGAAUGAUCGCGAGCGCGAUAACGACGAUGGCGCAGACACGCUACAGGCUAGUGAGGGCACACAGUCGAAUGAUGGAAGUCAAAUCAGUCAUGCCAGUGAAGAUUAUUUGCGGAUUUAUAACUUUGCUGCUCAAACUCUCCAAGUAUCAAUGGACGUGUCUGGUGUUGUCAUUUUCGAUCUGUCCAGCUUUGUCCUUGUCUCCAAAUUGUCUCAUACGAUGGGAAAGUCUGUGGAAGAAGUUCAUCAUGCACGUCUCAUCAAGCAUCAGUCUCAUGGAGACCGUGACGAAGACGAUUCAGCCGGUGACACAACUGCUUUGCUUCCGCCGCUUCCUGUGCUCGGCUCUAGUGAAUUCCUUUCUCCUACUGAAUUGCGUCACCAACCUAUGGAUACCGAAACCGUUUCUACCAUUUGUAAAUUUCUAACUCAUACGCAACUGGGCAGGCAGUUCCGGCAUUCGAUCCCGUCUGUUUUUGCCAAACUACUUCCCGUCGAAGCAAAAGAUCCACUUUUUGUGCCUAUCAUGGGCGUUGAAAGACAGCCAUUUGCUCUCAUAUGCUGUUAUGGACGACCGGGUGAAUAUGCAUUCGUUCUUGACCAAAUGAUUCACACUGCUACACAACAUAUCCGCGCUAUCGGCUAUAUGAUGAUGGACGUCAUCAUGAAACACAAUGUGGUCCUGGCUGACCGUGCAAAAUCUUCUUUUAUCUCUAGCAUGUCACAUGAACUUCGCACGCCCCUCCAUGGUAUCCUAGCUUCUGCUGAGCUAUUACUGGAUACAAACCUCGAUAAACUCCAGCAAUCAUACGCUCAAACCAUUGCAUCCUGUGGUCACGGUCUCCUAGAUCUAGUCAACCAUGUCCUUGACUAUACCAAGCUCUCUAGCAACUCAACCAAUGUGAAGAAAAAGAAACAUGUCCAGUUGGCGGAGUGUGAUCUUACUACACUAAUUCAAGAAGUAUGCGAUAGCAGUUUUGUUGGUCAACUGAGUCCCUCGCGCCUUCCAGAUGGCGCUAAUGGUGGCUUAGGUUCUGUCUAUGAUCCACAAAAUGCCUCCACUGGCCCGACAAAUGAUGCGGGCUCUAUUGAGUUGCUUAUCGAUAUCGAAAAGCGACAGCAAGGCUGGAAUGUGCUCUGCGAUACAGGGGGGUUGCGGCGUGUUCUCAUGAAUUUAAUCGGCAAUUCAUUAAAGUUUACUUCGGAUGGCUAUGUCAAAGUAUCUUUGCGAAAGCUCUACAAAUCCAACAAUCGUAUGCGUGUGAGUUUCCAUGUCCGAGAUACAGGCAUAGGUAUCUCACGAUCCUUUUUAGAUCAACACCUUUUCCAGCCUUUUUCUCAAGAAAAUCCAUUAGGAGGCGGCACUGGUUUGGGUUUGUCGAUUGUGUCUGAGAUUGUAAGCUCUUUUGAUGGCGGUACUGUCAAUGUGGAAAGCACGUCAGGGAAGGGAACCGACAUCGUAGUGUCUUGUGAAUUGGACGCACCGUCUCCCACUCCCACAACGUACCAACCGCAGUUGCAAGUAAACCAUGCUUAUGUGGUUCACCUUAUUGGCUUUACGUCGUCGCCAGCCCAUGAGGCUCUUCGUCAAGUGUUGUCUACGUAUGUGACGGUAUGGUGGGGUUUUGAUCUUUCUUCGAAGGAUGUAUCCGAAGAGGAGCUUUUGCAUACUAUGGCCUCCCGCUCCAAAGAGAUUUUCAUUCUGAACAACCACUCUGAUUUCCUGCACAAGGUAUUGGAACAACGGAAUUCCUUGCAGUGGCGGCUUCCACCGAUCGUAACUCUGACUGACAUUGAAGACAAGGGGCACGCUACGGCGUCGUGCAACAAGUACCAUGCUCAAGGCGGCACAGCGGAGUUUUUGCUUAAACCAGCUGGUCCAUCCAGGCUUGAAAUUGUGCUGCGUCAAUGUAUCAAUGCUCUAGAGGCGCUUCCCGGUGCAUCCGAACCUCAUUUUUCCGGGGACGGGUCCCAUUUCCAGGUCCCUGCAGCUAUAGCCUCGAUUACCACCUCACCGGUAGUCAAGACGCCAGUUUCAUCCAGAGAGGCGAUGGUGGCCAAGUUGAAGAAAUUACAGAUCGUUGAAGAAGAGGCUCCUAUCCUGCCACCAACGAUGGUCCAGCUGACUCCCAUUUCUGCCUCUGACCCCCAUGUGGUGCAGGAGCUACGCAGCUUGGAUCCUAUCCCCAAUUCGCCUGCCACAUGUCUCGGCACCACCACCACCACCACUCACGACAAUCAUGGCAAUGGCGUAUUCCGCGUUCUUUUUGUUGAUGACAACAUGGUAAAUCGUCAAGUACUUCGUGCAUAUUUGAAGAAGCUACAAAUUUCCUACGUGGAAGCUGUUGAUGGAUGUGAAGCUAUUGCCUUUUACGGUGCAUACCCACCUGACUACUUUGACUUAAUCCUUAUGGACUAUACCAUGCCGAACAUUGAUGGCAUGGUUGCCACCAGAACCAUUCGCAAGAUGGAAGAACGCCGUAUUCUCAUGGACGCUUCCUGCCCACGCACUGCCAUCUAUAUGUUGUCUGGCACAUCUACGGAUGACAUCAUGCGGAUGAAUCUAGCCGCGGGGGCUGAUGGCUAUCUCGUCAAGCCUCUCAGCUUCAAAGUCCUCGUCCCAUUGGUAGACUCCCUACGCACGUCCACGUAG